Ostreococcus lucimarinus CCE9901 is the source of this 1161-nucleotide messenger RNA. RefSeq lists its product with no specific name. NCBI's taxonomy places the organism in Eukaryota, Viridiplantae, Chlorophyta, Mamiellophyceae, Mamiellales, Bathycoccaceae. The annotation marks the transcript as partial. Gene Ontology annotation, molecular function: MAP kinase activity; ATP binding. Gene Ontology annotation, cellular component: nucleus; cytoplasm. The transcript has a single exon. Gene Ontology annotation, biological process: intracellular signal transduction; protein phosphorylation. The record is from RefSeq and is a predicted model, not a curated record.
ACGGAAUUCUUCGCCAAUCUGCGCGAAUCGUCGAACGAGUCGGCGCGGUACGAGCUCGAGGAAGUCAUCGGAAAGGGGAGCUACGGCGUCGUGUGCGCGGCGAUCGAUCGACAGACGGGGAACAGGGUCGCGAUAAAGAAGGUCAAGAACGCGUUCGAUCACGCGAGCGACGCGACGCGGAUCCUGCGAGAGGUGACGCUGUUGCGACACCUGAAGCACCCCGACAUUGUGGAGGUGUUGAACAUCAUGUUGCCGCCGAACCCGAGGGAUUUUAACGAUGUCUUCAUCGUGUUCGAGCUCAUGGAGACGGAUUUGCAUCAAGUCAUCAAGGCGAACGAUGACUUGACGGACGAACACUAUCAGUUCUUCUUGUAUCAACUGUUGCGCGGGUUGAAGUACAUGCACAGCGCCAACGUCUUUCACAGAGACUUGAAGCCGAAGAAUAUUUUGGCCAACAGCGACUGUAAGCUCAAGAUUUGUGAUUUUGGCUUGGCGCGGGCGAUGACCGCUAAAGCUGGACCGCAGAUGAUAUUCUGGACCGACUACGUCGCGACGAGAUGGUACCGCGCGCCAGAGUUGUGCGGGAGUUUCUUCACCAAGUACACGCCGGCGAUCGAUAUUUGGGGCGUCGGGUGCAUUUUCGCCGAACUCUUGCGAGGGAAGCCGCUGUUUCCGGGUAAAAACGUUGUGAAGCAGUUAGAAAUCAUCACAGAUCUACUCGGGACGCCGACGCCGCUGCAAAUCGCCAAGGUUCGCAAUGAAAAGGCGAGACGGUUUUUACAAAACAUGCGUAUCAAACCCGCGGUGCCGCUAUCGGAGAAAUUCCCUGGCGUCGACCCCAAGGCGCUGAACUUGCUUAGUAAAUUAUUAGCAUUUGAUCCGGACGAUCGCCCCACCGCCGCGCAGGCGCUGGCAGAUCCGUACUUUGACGGUUUAGCGGACGUCUCGCGAGAGCCGGCGCGACGACCGUUGCCGAAGGAUGAAUUUGAUUGGGACUCUCGGAAGCUGUCUCGCGAAGAAGUUCGCGAGCUUCUGUACAAGGAGAUUCUACACUAUCAUCCGCAGGCCAAGCGCGAGUACGAGGGCAACGAAAAGAAGAGUGGGUUUGACUAUCCGAGCGGCGUUUCGGACAUGGCGCAUAAGUUCAAUUCGCUCGAGCAG